This is a messenger RNA of Dicrocoelium dendriticum, 4876 nucleotides long. NCBI's taxonomy places the organism in Eukaryota, Metazoa, Platyhelminthes, Trematoda, Plagiorchiida, Dicrocoeliidae. The record is from the annotation of a GenBank genome assembly.
UCUUCCUCCUGCAGUUUCAGUCUCGUUUUUCUGAACUUGUGACAAACGUCACACCAUCUGUUGAUGAUGCGACAGUGGAGUUAACCAAACGGGCGAUUGAGCUUGAACUCCAGCGGUUCGAAAACCGCUUGGAUCUCAGUCUAUCAAGUACGCUUGAUAAGAAAUCGACCAACCUUAUGGACCUCGUGAAUCAUGCACGCAUAAAGGCUAAACAUCUUUGUGAACAGUGCUGGCGACAGUGGGACCGUUCAGGUGCUCAGUUCCCCGUUGGUGGUGACCCCAGUCAAGAGAAGCUGCUAGAGUUAGAGUCCGAUUUGUGUGAAUGCCAAACCAGACUGCUCGACCUCGUCAAUGCCGUGUGUCUAACGACGGCACAGGCCGCUCGCUCUAUGACUAUGAUCGACUCCGAUAAUCAACAGCAAGACAGCAAUGUGUUCCUCGAGGUUAUCUCCACGUCGGACAUGGAACGCGUUCUCAUGAUCGCCGAAGAGACCAGAGGCAUGAUACAAACCAUUCCGGACCAAGAACGAUUCAUUGAAAGAACUAUACUCGAAGUGGAAUUCGCCCCACAUCUGAAGUGGAACGUGCUCUCUGUGAAAAAUCUUUGGCAGACGUAUCAAGAAAAGCUCACUUGUUUCGAAAAAUUUAUUACCUCUCUGGAACAUGGAUUCAAACUGCUGUCUCAAAUCAAAAAGUUCGCUGUACAAAAGGAUGUCUACUUCAACAAUCUAGAAGCCCAUCAAACCAGGCUUCCUGAAUUGCAAGCUGAAGGACACCGAAUUGAACAAGCUAUUUUGACACUCGUCGAUCCGGAUCGACUGUGUCCGCUGGCAGAACGUGUGGAGUCUCUUCUGGAGGUUAAGCCUAGAGUUGGGUGGCUCGUGUUGCGAUUACAGACUGCGCUAAAGGAGAUCAGGAACGAUAUCGACGAGGCCGAUAUGCUAUUUUCCAACUUGCGUGCAUGUGGUUCGGUUGGAAAAGUGACCCCGAAGAGAUCUCAGUCCGACUCGUUUCAUAGAGUAUCUGGAAUCCCACGGGAGCUUUCAGCACAAUCUCUCAGAACAUCCUCUCCUUUGUCUCCAAAUGGAGUACCUUCAAUGUCAAGCCUGGACGACUCAAAACGCUUAGAUGUCCAAGACCUUGCCGUGCUUGAGUCCACUCCACCGCCUCUCCCACCAAGGGCGACGACUGCGCUCUUUCAAACAAGCGAUGGUGCAAGUGGUCGUUCAAGAAGAACAGAGUCUUCUCAAGCUAGCAAUGGAUGGGAAACUAAAUCUUUCGAUUCCAUUCCAGCCGCAUGGCGGAUUACACAUCCAUUAAGGGACCUACGGGUGAAUACUGGAGAGCGACUAUCACUUACCUGUCAAUUUACUGGUCCAUCUGGCCAGAACUCAUUCAGUACCAAGUGGAUCUUCAGGCCCUUUGUGUACGCGCUUGGAGGGGAGGCCGAUCUGGGUCCGGAAGUCGAUAUCUUAGCUACAGAUAACUCGGUAUCGCAAGAGAAUGGGUUGGAUUACGCUCGAUUGCUGUUCAGGUCAAUAGUUCCAAAGCUAGCCGGAAUGUACAGCGUUCAUAUUGUUUCUUCAGCCACAGGGCGCGAACUAACUUGCUCAGCUAGAGUUCACGUGCUUCCCCACCUACUCUCUCCAUUGGCUAACCUCACUGUUGCCACUGCGGAUGCGCAAACGGGCCGACUGGAGCCAGUCGCCUUCACCGUGGCGUAUCGUGGUUUCACUCAGAUUCCUCAUGCUUUGUGGACUCAUGCAGGUCAUCCGGUUGACUCUACAAUCUGGCGCAUGAGCACCAACCUCGACAGCUCCACAAUUUUCUCUAGUGUUGCGGAACGCUCAUCUCAAGGACAAUACGAAUGUCGUUUGCAUGAUCCUCAAACUGGAUUCGAGCUCUGUUCCUCUGGCAUUCUAUCCGUUUGUGACCAGCUAGAAUUCAUUGAACCGCUCCACCCACAACGUGUUGUAAAUGGCCAACCGUUCAGACUGAGCUGCCGCAUCAGUUGCCCCGAAGGAUAUUGCCUUUGCUCUUCCGCGGACUUCGAACACACUUCGGAAACCCCAGAGCCCCGUGUACUUUGGUUACUCAAUGGGCAUGAGCUCACUGCCUUGGACAGCACUCGUUUGGGUAUCACAACCGAAGUGGAUGGUGAUAUUUUGACCUUGAACGUGCCCAACGCACGUCCGCAACACAGUGGUCUGUAUCAAUGCGAAGUGAAAGUUGGGAACGUCACUGCGCGAACGCAGUGUAAGGUAGUGGUCGAAGAUGCCGUUGCACCAAAAAUUCUGGCUUGCUCUGUGGAACCUCCGGGGACUGUAUUUGAAGGACAGACCGUGAACAUUUCCGUUCGGUUCGAAGGCCACCCACUUCCAUCAUGCUCGUGGAUGAAAGAUGACAAGCCUGUCGUCGUGAACGAAGCACACUGGGAGGGUUGCAAGCUAACAAUUUGCGCUGAUCGUUGCACCUUUAUGAUUCCGCACGUCCGAUUGGAGCACACUGGGGUGUAUCAAGUCACGUUGAGCAAUUGCCUUGGCACAGAUGUGGCGAGCGCCAUGCUCUUGCUGGCAGCUUCCAGCUCAUCGAGACGUCCUAGUUCGUCUACAACUCUGUCUGGCAAGAACCUCUCAACACGAACUGAUGUACACACUCUGGAUCCCAUCCCCAACCUCAUUCUGUUACAUCCAAAAUGUGCAGUUGCUUCUGUGGGCGAGCGCGUCAGAUUUGUCUGUAUUAUAGACGCAUCUUCAGGACCGGCUUCCGUAGGCUGGUCUCACGAUGGAAGAAAUCUCACUUCUCAAGCGGGAUGCCGCAUUUUCAAUAACCAUCCAAGGGAAGGCAUCUUCCACUUGGAGUUGGAAUGCGUUCAGGAGCGCGAUGCAGGGGAUUAUUGUGCAAACGCCGUCAGAGUGGAUGCGAAGCAUGGAACGGGAUCUAAUGAACAAUCUGAAUUUGAGCUGAAACUCUUUGAAUCGUCGACCCUGGAAUUUCCUCCCAAGGCACCGUACUGCGACGACGCAACUCCGCACUCCAUUAUUCGUGUCGUGUCAGGAGAAAGUGUGACUCUAUCGUUCUCUGUUUACGCUUACCCUGAACCGGAAUUUUGUUGGAUUAGAAAUAAAAAAGAGAUGGUUGGUCAUUCAUGCGAGAGAUACAAGAUUACGCAUAAAGGCAUCCUGUAUUGCCUUACAAUCGAGAACGUCAGUCUUAAGGAUUCUGGCCUUUGGGAACUGGUGUGCUACAAUUCCGCCGGCGUACUCAUUUCUUCUAACCAGCUAGAAGUGAUUUCUCCUGUGUCAGAAAAAUCCGGGGGCUCUGCGCGUAGUGUAACUACAAAGCUGAUGGAGUCCACCGUCUUCUUGCCUGAUUCAUCAUCGACUCCCGCCGACGCUUCAAUGGCCCUGGCAUCUUCCACAUCGUCUACUACGUUGAGUGAACGGAAGGCUCUUGUCUCACAUCCCAUUUCUGUAGACACUGGUGGCACUCAACCUCCUGAGUUCAAAUCAGUAUUCACAGAUAUAACGUGCCGAACUGGUGACACCGUUAGACUAACGGCGCGUUUAACCGGCAGUCCGAGUCCACUAGUUUGCUGGGCAUUCAACGGGGAGUCGAUACAAAACACAAACGACCGUUACAGAGUGUUGCACCAUGGUGAAGUCUAUUCGUUGUGGAUUGAAGACGUCCGCGUUACUGAUUCCGGGCGAUAUUCCUUAACAGCGGAGAAUAUUGUAGGCUUGGCUACGUGUUCGGCUCUGUUGUUCGUGAGUGCUGGUUCCAUCAACAGGCCGUACAGCCCACUGAGUGAUCCAGGAUUUUGUAUCCACUCGGCGGAUGGUGCUGCGGAUGGUUUCGCACCCGAACGACGACUUCUACGUCAACACUCUGGCACCCAAACACCAACUCAUCAGCGAGUCGCACUCAUUCGAUCAAUAAGCACGUCACAUCUGGACGAUGAGUUUUUUGAACUGGCUUACCCUUACUCAGAUUACGCCCAUUGCCAUCGGUGUUCAAGGCGAAAGCGAUACGUAUGCAAUCAUCAACCAAUUGAACAACCACGGAUAAAGAGCGCUGGAAGCAAUGUCACGGGCAAACGACACAGAGGCGUACACGGGCGCAUCCGUGGUCGUAUCAGUGGGUUGAGCGGAACUGAAAGUCCGUGGCGAUUCUCAAGGCAUGGCAGUGAGGGUUCAUUGGUUCAUAUCUGCCCCAGCUGCCAUUCUAUCAUGAAAUCCAGAGCAGCUUAUGAAGACGGCGACAGCGACGACGGCUGCAUACUUUCGACUCACAUUACCGAAAGAAUAUACACUUGUGAGCGCAAUCGGAAUGAUAAUCUUAGCUCUUCUCACAGCCACAUGCGCGCGAGGUGCGGUCAGCCUGGCGACAGUUUGCCCGAUCCUCUCAGGUAUCAUCAUUCCUCUACGCAGUUCCGCCCGUCUGACCCAAGCCCGACUCGGCGCGAAAUUCCAAUUCAGUUUAUGAAUGGAAAUUCAUCAUCCUAUGUUCAAGAACAAUCUCACCGCGAACGAUUUUCCCAUGAUCGUGUCCUUCCGGUCGCUGCUACUCGGACGAGAAAUCUUCCCGUGUCAACGCCCAUUUCUGCACCGGCAGAUCCUCAGUUCAGUACUGUCGAAAGUUCCGACGGUGAGGUGAACCAGUAGAGCGUUCCGCGAACUUCUUACUGGCCUGUCCCUUCGCGUAGAUCGCUUUAUAUCCCACUUUCUUGACUAACAUCUGUAAAUUCGCGAACAUUUCCUCGCGGUUUUCGUCUAACUUGCUACCGUCCUACAUAUCAUUGCUUUCUUCGAUGUUUACUUUUCAUGUUUUUACACACUGUCUUUUAUUAGUAACGAAAAUGAUUCUACUUGCAAAA